AUGCCCGCCAGGAGAAGCAAGAACGACGAGCCCGCGUCUGCCUCCCCACCUGCUUGGCUGAAGGAAAUCCUGCAACGAUGGGACGAUUAUUUCACGAGGUUUGAUAGGAUCUUCGAACUUGUUUUGAAAAUGCAAGAAACUCAACAAGUUCUUUGUAAUUCCUUACGGGAUUUGAAUGCUCGCGUUUCUGCAUUAGGCGAAGGGACUUUCAAUGAUGCCGCGAUCACUUGGGUGGGCAUUGACGAAAAGGAAUCAGAUCACGCGACCCAGGCUUUCGAUCGUGAAGCGAUCAAGGAGGUUAUUGAAGCUUCUGGGGACAAGGAAUUACUCCGUGAAUGGAACAACAAGAAGAUUGAUGUUCGACGAUACCCCGAAAUACGCCCGAAGAAGAGCAUGAGACCCAGGAUAAUCAAGAUAACCACCAGUAGCCCGCAAGUUAGGGAUAACUUGCUAGACCAUAUGAGGAGAGCCAGACUUUCUCUCAUUAAAAGAUUUGUUCACUCGUAUGCCCGAAAAGAUUACACGCAGGAAGAACUGGAAAUCGAUCGAAAUCUUAGAAAGAAGGCUGGGCAACUCAAUCGACAGGAAGGAAGACUUGCAUAUGUCGUGAGGGAUCUACGUAUUCAUAAACUGAAGACACCACACGAUUUCCCAACUGAUAAUCCUUUCAACGGCGGUCCUAGUCAAAGAAAUAUGGAGGACAACAAUGCUUACAGCCCUCGUCCUUCACUGUCAGAUGGCCAACGGAUCGAUAGUCGCUAG
Messenger RNA from Cylicocyclus nassatus, 762 nucleotides. The record is from the annotation of a GenBank genome assembly. Lineage: Eukaryota; Metazoa; Nematoda; Chromadorea; Rhabditida; Strongylidae.